AAGCCCAGCUACCAGCCGCCCAGCAAGCCCAGCUACCAGCCGCCCAGCAAGCCCAGCUACCAGCCGCCCAGCAAGCCCAGCUACCAGCCGCCCAGCAAGCCCAGCUACCAGCCCCAACAAACUGAAAAUGACAAUGUCUUCCAAAGCAAAGCUGGUAUGUGGGAUUUUGUCUCUGCUGGAGGAGGUGCUGCUUCUGGCUCUGUCCAGCCCACUGGUGUACCUAGCUUUGGACAGCCCAAAGAGCUGGAUCCUGCCUCAAAGCUCAUUCCUCGAAGCAAAGUUGGCACAUGGAAUUCUGGUCAUGCUUUGAGAGGAAACACUUUUGGCUCUAGUUCAACAUCAACUUCAUCAAUGGCUUUUGGACCUAGGGCACAGUCCAUCUACAGAAAACACGUGUUCCAGCCCAAGCACCAGCCACAGCAGCCAUCCAUGUACCAGCCAGUACACCAGCCCAACACGCCGCAUCACCCGCCGGCAUACUAUGCAGUGUACCAGCCCAACAUGCCGCAUCACCUGCCAGCGCACCAUGCAGUGCAACAGCCCAACAUGCCGCAUCACCUGCCGGCGCACCAUGCAGUGCAACAGCCCAACAUGCCGCAUCACCUGCCGGCGCACCAUGCAGUGCAACAGCCCAACAUGCCGCAUCACCCGCCGGCGCACCAUGCAGUGCAACAGCCCAACAUGCCGCAUCACCCGCCGGCGCACCAUGCAGUGCACCAGCCCAACAUGCCGCAUCACCUGCUGGCAUACCUAGCAAUGUACCAGCCCAACAACCCGUACCAUCCUUGGUACCAGCCGAACAAUCCAUCUUAAUCUCUCCUUGGCUGCAAAUGGGUUCCUGGAAGAACAGCCUCAAAUAACCCUCGUCAUGUGACACUGCAGCAACUGAUUCCUUUAAAAAUGAAUAAAACUGCAUGCAACUUAC
This is a messenger RNA of Myripristis murdjan (pinecone soldierfish), 925 nucleotides long. RefSeq names its product histidine-rich glycoprotein-like. The record is from RefSeq and is a predicted model, not a curated record. The transcript is spliced from 2 exons. Lineage: Eukaryota; Metazoa; Chordata; Actinopteri; Holocentriformes; Holocentridae. Bases 157 to 813 code for a protein of 218 amino acids.